CAGAAUAAGCCAUUUUCACUGAAUAAAAUCUUCUAAUAGUUUCAAACGUAAAACGUGUUAAGAGUGAUUAGUAGCUUUGACUUUCUCAUCAGUUAUUCCUAUAAUUUCAAUCAAUAUGAGGAAGGUACAAAUCCGCCAUCUGUUGGAUCUUUCCAUCGAAGAAAAGCGCGCAUUUCUCGAUUCGUUUGAUUCGAUUAUGUCGGAUUGUGAUGGUGUCGUAUGGAACUUCACCGGUCCGAUUCCCGAUGUUGACAGAGCCUUGCAACUGCUUAAGCACAAGGGCAAAAAAUUAGCCUUUAUUUCCAACAAUGGGAUGCGCACAAUGGAGGAAUAUAAACGGAACUUCCGUAAACUGGGUAUUAAGGUUCAUGAAAAUAAUAUAGUUCAUCCGGCGUUGACAACAGUCAAAUACCUCCAAUCGAUCAGCAUGCAGGACGCGGUGUAUUGUAUAGGAACAGAGAUAUUCAAAGAUUAUCUGCGAAACGCAGGGUUCACGGUGCUUGAUGGGCCCACAGAACAAUUCCCUGACGAAAGGGUGGUGAACUCGGUGCGAGUCUACACCAGCUACUUUGAGGAAACCGACAGUCCAAAGGUUGGUGCUGUAGUAAUGGACCUCGAUGUCAACGUUUCCCUUGCGCAUCUAAUGAAGGCCAAAUGUUACCUGGAGCGAAAUCGAGACUGCGUUCUGAUAGCUGGUGCCACAGAUAAAAUCGUUCCUUUGGAUACCAGUAUGGAUGUAAUAGGACCGGGUUAUUUCAUCGAUAUUUUGGAACGUGCCUCCGGACGGAAGGCACUGGUGCUCGGGAAACCUGGUCAGGCACUAGCUAAUUUUGUGCUAGCACAGUUCAAUGUGACGAACCCGAAGCGAACGUUGUUCAUUGGAGAUAUGCUUCCUCAAGAUAUGGGCUUCGGAACACGGUGUGGUUUUCAAAAGAUUCUUAUGCUUAGCGGUGGUACGACGAAAGGAAUGAUGUUCUCCCACGACAAACCAAACGAGCUGCCCGAUUUUUAUGCAAAUAGCUUCGCCGAUUUCAUCCAGCUAUAUGAAGAUAUUGCCAAUGAACCAUAGCUGCCAUGAAAAAAUUACUGUAUUCUGACGUAUCCUGUGGCACAUCAGAGACAGAAAUGUGAUAUAAGAAUAGAUACCUAUAAAUUUGUA
Molecule: messenger RNA, 1159 nt
Organism: Toxorhynchites rutilus septentrionalis
Lineage: Eukaryota; Metazoa; Arthropoda; Insecta; Diptera; Culicidae
Exons: 3
Coding region: 116-1069 (317 amino acids)
Cellular component (GO): cytoplasm
Molecular function (GO): phosphatase activity
Source: RefSeq, a predicted model, not a curated record